ACUCAUUGUGUUAAGUAUCAACCGUUCACAUCCCUUAUUCAAACUGUCUUGACUUUAAAGCCAGCCUUAUAGGCACAGACCACAUUCCUAGUCCGAGAUUGACUGGUAGUAUGCUUUCUAUUUUCUCAAUUUUCAAUUUUCAAUAGCGCUAGCUUCUUCUUACCAUUUCCCAUCAAAGACCCAGUAUGUUUUAGCUUGAGAUUGUCAUCGAUUUUCAAAUUUUUUUAACUAUUUUAAGACAGAUUAAGUUCUGGGCAACUCACGAAAAUCCCGAAAAAGCAAGAAAAGGAACUUAAGAGGAAGAAUAAUUUGCAAUCAUGGCAGCUGAAAUUGAUGAGUGGGUGAAGACAGUAAGAGAUGGGAGAGUAAAUGUGUUGAUUACUAGUUGGUGGCAAGAAAUAAAUGAUUCAGUUUUGUGGCAAGAUGCUAUCUUUUUUACUCUUUCUGCUCUUUUUGCUAUUGUGUCUUUUGCUGCUUUGGUACAAUUAAUAAGAAUUGAGUGGAGAGUUCCAGAGUAUAGAUGGACAUUACAGAAGGUCUUUCAUCUUAUGAACUUCAUUGUUACUGGAGUUCGGUCUAUUGUAUUUGGAUUGCACAAGCAAGUAUUUCUUUUGAGCCCCAAGGCUCUAAUGCUGGUGCUGUUGGAUUUUCCCGGGCUUCUAUUUUUCUCAACAUAUACUCUCCUUGUCCUCUUUUGGGCAGAGAUCUAUCAUCAGGCUAGAUAUUUACCAGCUGAUAAACUGAAGCUCGUUUAUAUAUUGGUCAAUGCUGGAAUUUACUUGAUACAGGUUUGCAUUUGGAUAUUCCUCUGGCUGGACGACAAUGAAACGGUGGAACUAAUUGGAAGAAUCUUUAUUGCAGCUGUCUCUUUUGUCGCUGCAACCAGUUUUGUGGUUUAUGGACGAAGCUUAUUUAAAAUGCUGAGGCAGUUCCCGAUUGAAUCUAAAGGAAGAAGAAAGAAGUUGUAUGAGGUUGGAUCAGUUGCAGCUAUAUGUUUCACUUGCUUUCUUGUAAGAUGUCUUAUGGUACUUGUAUCGGCAUUUGAUGAGGAUGCUUCCCUUGAUGUGUUGGAUCAUCCAAUUCUGGACUUCAUUUACUACAUGAUUGUUGAGAUCUUACCCUCGGCUCUAGUCCUUUACAUCUUGCGGAAGCUGCCACCAAAACGAGUUUCAGGCAUAUAUCACCCCAUCUGUUAAUCCAGGCGCAUCUAAAACGCUAGACCCUUGCUGUUGAAAGUACUCAAAAUUGAACAGGGAAAAUUAAGCUUUUUCGCUAGUCAGACUCAGAACACACCCCUUAAUUUGACAAGGAAAGUCUAGGAUUACUGAUCUAGUGUGUCCAUUGAUAAUCCAGCGAAAUGUUUUUCAAUGGCAAAUAAUAGCUCCUUCGAGCCUUUUGUAGGGUGUGAUGGGAUUUCGGUAAACCUAGAUUUGCUAAUGGCAUCUUUUUUCUUGCUUCAACGGUAAGCCGAUAAGCAUAGUAAUGAAGGAGAUGUUUCAUGCACUAAACAACGAAGUUUUGUGCCACGCUUUCUGAAUGCAAAUCUUGAGUAAUUAUUUUAGAUUCAAAGUCUCUUCUAGACUUGUUUUGAUAUUUUUAUCUUGUUUCCGGUAAUGAUGUGUUUCCUCAGUU
This is a messenger RNA of Amaranthus tricolor (Joseph's coat), 1632 nucleotides long. RefSeq names its product tobamovirus multiplication protein 1. The transcript has 11 exons. Lineage: Eukaryota; Viridiplantae; Streptophyta; Magnoliopsida; Caryophyllales; Amaranthaceae. The record is from RefSeq and is a predicted model, not a curated record. Bases 318 to 1196 code for a protein of 292 amino acids. Gene Ontology annotation, cellular component: plant-type vacuole membrane.